This is a messenger RNA of Penicillium mononematosum, 1803 nucleotides long. RefSeq names its product tRNA methyltransferase RSM22. NCBI's taxonomy places the organism in Eukaryota, Fungi, Ascomycota, Eurotiomycetes, Eurotiales, Aspergillaceae. Gene Ontology annotation, biological process: translation. The record is from RefSeq and is a predicted model, not a curated record. Gene Ontology annotation, molecular function: structural constituent of ribosome; methyltransferase activity. Gene Ontology annotation, cellular component: mitochondrial small ribosomal subunit. Bases 1 to 1803 code for a protein of 600 amino acids. The transcript has a single exon.
AUGCUUUCCAGGUCUUCAGCAUCAGGCGCCAGUCGGUCACAAUCGCGCGAACUAUUUCGUACUCUUGCUCGCCCUUCUGGAUCGCGACAGCUCCGCGGACCUGUCAACCGUUUGACACCUACACAGAAACGCACUCUUGUCCAAAAAGCCUCACCUUUGGUCGCGUCUAGCAGGCUUGCGCACCGAAGAAAUACUUCCAACUAUGCGGCGUCACAAUGUCAGCCUCAGCGGAGGUUUGUGUCAGGCCCAGCAUCCACCGAUUCGCCGCCUCAACCCAGCCAACCCACCGAACCGGAUGAUAUCAAUACCCUGAUCGAUCGAAUCGGUGAAAAUGAGGCGGAAAUGGUACAAUUACUUGAAGAGCUAGAGAUUAUGGGCGAAGAGGGUGAAGGAGACGAGCUCAGCGACCUAAUAGGCCAGCGAGACGAACACACCGCGGAGUCAUGGGUACACAUGAUCAAACAACGCUUUGGAGAUGAGUUGCCGGACGGUAUGCUGGACGAUGCCGAGCUUCAAAUAUACGCCCGCCUCUAUGGAGAACCAAUCAUUCGGCAGGAAGUUGAAUCAAUGGUUGAGGAAGAGGAUGAUCUGAGCUUGCUCCGUGAAGACGGACAAGGUGGAUGGGAGGAAGUCGAUCUAAAUGAAAGCGUCGCCGCUAAGGACGAUUUUCCGCUCGUCUAUGAUAUGGAUGUUUCCCCGGAAGAGCGGGAAACAAUUGCUAUGCAACGGACCAGAGAGGUGGCAGAACAGUUGGGCGGCGAGGUGAUGCUCGAGGAAUUUGAGAACGAGGCAGUUCCUGACUCUGCUCCAAGAAUUCACCCGCUUACCCUCGAGGGUAAAUUCGGAACUGAUCCUACAACUAUCCAUCUGCCCAAGGAUACUAUCACUGGCCCCAUAUCGGUCAUUUUAUCAGAGUUUUCCAACAAGCACAUUUCUGACACUGCUCGGCGCCUAUUCGGAGGACCAGGAUUGCCCCAUUCGGAUACGACCGCACCUCCACGUGCCCAAUUACCGCAGCUUCCUGUCGCUCUUCAGGCUUCGCAGCGUCAAAUGGGAGAAAUGGAGGCCAACGCAUACUUAGCAGCCCUGUAUCCCGGAAUCUACGCAUCGUCACUUAGUGUUAUGGUUGAGAUUCGCAAGCGACUGGGCGCUGAUUGGGUCCGCCGUCUCAUCGGACAAGAGGGUGGGCCAAACGUUCUCGAUGCUAGCGGUGGUGGUGCCGGCAUCCUAGCUUGGCGAGAUAUCAUCCGCGCAGAAUGGGAGCUCAUGGUGCCCGAUCAUCCCGCGGGAGCACCCAUCCCCUAUGGGAGGUCAACAGUGCUAACAGGCUCCGAUUCCCUUCGGCUGCGCGCUGCUGCCCUGCUGGAAAACACCACCUUCCUCCCACGGCUACCUGAUUACGUCCAUGUGCGCGAGAAGCCUACAAUUGAUGAUUCGCGGGCUGCCCCUAAACGCAAGCAGUACGAUAUCAUCAUCGCACCGCACUCUCUUCUCGGCCUUGAAGAAGAAUAUGAGCGUAAGCAGCACGUGGAGAACCUGUGGUCUCUUUUGAACCCAAACGGGGGUAUUCUCAUUCUGCUCGAGAAGGGCCGCCAGAAGGGCUUUGAGGCUAUUUCCGGCGCUCGUGAAAUGCUCUUGAAGCGCCAUAUCGCAAGCCCCGGCUCUACCGAAUACGACAACUUCCUCGAAGACCCCGACCAACGCGAGGUCAUUGAGAAGGAGCGUGGAAUGAUCGUGGCCCCCCUGCACCAACCACUCGACCUGCCCGAUGCACAAUUCUUCGGGGGCUACCAAGGGCCGUAG